Molecule: messenger RNA, 1395 nt
Organism: Ceratina calcarata
Lineage: Eukaryota; Metazoa; Arthropoda; Insecta; Hymenoptera; Apidae
Product: lysophospholipase D GDPD1
Exons: 7
Coding region: 299-1246 (315 amino acids)
Biological process (GO): glycerophospholipid catabolic process
Cellular component (GO): endoplasmic reticulum membrane
Molecular function (GO): phosphoric diester hydrolase activity; phosphatidylcholine lysophospholipase A1 activity
Source: RefSeq, a predicted model, not a curated record
AAUAACAAAAUACAUACGCAAUAUAAUUUGAUGUAAAAAAAAUGUGUAGUGCACAUUUUAGAAACUUUUCAUACGAUCGCACCCAAAGUUCAAUUUCAUAAUUAUAACGUUUAUGAUUGCAUCAAAAGUAUGACAAAGCGUGUCGAUGUUGCAACUUACAAAAUUGGCUCUUCAAGAUUUUCAUUUGUCUUCUAUUGUCAUACGAAACAUCUAUUGUAUGUUAAUCAAACAUAAAAUUUACGCGACAUCGACAUGCUUCGUUAUAUUGUACAAGUAAGAAACAAUAGAGAAAUAUAAGAUGUUGUUGUACACAUUAGUAGGAGGUUACAUGUUAACGUCGAUGAUACUCUUUAAGUAUCCGACGUUGUUACACAAGAAGAAACAGGUGAAAUUCAUGUGCCAGCAUAUCAGCCACAGAGGCGGAGCUGGAGAAGGCUAUGAAAACACCAUGUGUGCCUUUAAACGAGCUGUUGCAGUUGGCACACAGAUGUUAGAAUUGGAUUGUCAUUUAACAAAAGAUGGAGAGGUUGUUGUAUCGCAUGAUCUUAAUCUUUUCCGUAGUACAGGCUCAAAUAUGAACAUUUCUGAAGUGAAUUACGAAGAUUUACCUUUAUUGAAACCACGUCUUCCAAUAGAUUUUGAUCCAGAUGUGGAGUAUAUUGGCUCAGAAAAUGAGGAAGAUAGGAAAUUUGCUUUGUUGAAGGAAGUAUUUGAAGCAUUUCCUAAUAUACCGAUUAAUAUUGAUAUUAAAAUUAACAACGAUGAACUUAUAAAAAAAGUAUCGGAUUUAAUAAAAGAAUACAAUCGAGAGGAUUAUACAGUAUGGGGAAAUUUCAGCGAUAAAAUAACGAAAAAAUGUUACGAAACGAAUCCAAACGUAAAUUUGCUCUUUUCUAUGAGACGUGUAACUCUGUUGAUACUUCUUUUAUACACUGGUUUAUUACCAUUUGUACCUUUGAGGGAAACUCAUUUGGAGAUAUUUCUACCUUCCAUUUAUUUAAGACGGAGAGGACGUCCAGAUACAACAUUUUUAUCUUUAGAAAAAGUACUUGUACGCACUAUUAAUGUACUUCUAAUGAGACCAUGCUUAUUUAAUCAUUUAAGAGCUCGGGGAAUACACGUUUACUUUUGGGUAUUAAAUAAAGAGGAAGAAUUUAAAAAAGCUUUUGAUCUUGGAGCUACCGGUGUAAUGACAGACUAUCCGACGAAAUUAACGUUAUUUUUAAAAAAUGCUACCAUGGAAUGAGAUAUUACAUACUUGAAAAAGAAUUUAACAUAAGUUGCGGACACAUGAUCUAUUUAUUGAUUUACUUCCAAAAAGAUAUAUACUGUUAUAGGCUGAGAUACGGAUAAAAAUUUUAUAACGUAGUCAAAUAUUACUUGCAAAUUCUAGAA